AAAGAAGAAAAAGAAAAAGUAGUAGUAGAAGAAGAAGUAGUAGAAGAAGAAGAUGGGGUCGCGAGUCGUACGCAUGUUGAGAAAUGUCAACCUAGAAAACAGGGUUCAGCGAGAAAUUUCCAAGGAAAAGCCGAGGCCAGCACCAAGACACGCGGUUACACAACAAACCGACCAUGACGGAAAUGUUGGUACCGUCCAUCAGAAGAACAACGAUUUACUAUCAAAUCUGAAGUCCGUUUAUGUGGAUUCUAUAAACACACAAACGGUGAAGUCCAUAAAGAAGGGGGUGAGCAUGGAUGAUGAAACAAAAUGCAGACCGACGAAAUUCUUCCUUCCAGAAAACUCUUAUGGCCUCGCAAACCUGACAGAAGUUCCUCGAGGCAAACUGACCAUCACAGAAGCUAUUAAAGCUGUCGGCAGCCACCAGAAUGAGCCUCAAACAUGGACGUCGCAGAAGAUUGCUAAAGAAUAUUCUUUGGACUUAAAAGAAACAAAGUCUCUUCUUGAGUUUUUUAUCCCAUUCCAGGUUCAGAUCUUCCCACCUGAAAAUGUUAAACAGCUGAAGGUCGUUUAGGGGUGAAGGCGGAUUCUGUCAUUAUUUCAACCUGAAUUAUUUGCAACAAUUUGUUAUGUGUUGACCCUGCGAUGAAGUAGCAACUUGUCCAGGGUGUACAUUGCCCUCCGCCCGAUUGUAUCUGAGAUAGGCACCAGCGACCCCAAAGGGAAUAAGCUGUAGGAAAUGGAUGGAUGGAAUUUGUUAUGUGUUGGCCCUGCGAUGUGGUGGCGACUUGUCAAGGGUGUAGCCGCCCAGAGCGCAGCUGGAUUAGGCUCCAGCAACCCCGCAACCCCGAAAGGGACAAGCCGUUGAAAAUGGAUGGAUGGAUUAUUGUUAAUACAUACUUGUUGUGCACGUAACCAGCGUUGUAUGAAAUUAUGACUUAAAUUUUUUCUUUAUGUUAAACUCAAGUAAUGAUUACUUUCUAAGCAAUCCGCUCAGUGUGGUUCUUCAAAAUUAUUUUACCUAUACAUAGACAUUUCCUCCACAAGUAUUAGAACACCAAGGCCACAAAUAAUGUAGUUUUGCAGUAGGUUGAAAACAUUUGGGUUUGACAUUUUAUUACACCUACUUUUUGGUAUGGUUAGUUUUUAAGAAAAAUGUAUUUUAUUGAUCAAAAAUGUUGCAUCUGCUUUUGAAUACCGUCUCAGUUGUUGUACGGCCAAGCACUGUGUGUGUGUGGGGGGGGGCCUGUGAUACUUUGCUUGCCUAUUAUGCAACAACUAAAAAAAGAUUUGCAAACAGAUAUAAUGGAUUAAAGGUAAACAAUUAUUUGCUAACAAAAGACUUAUUUUGCGCAUAAGAUACAGUCGAAAUAUCUGUAUUUAAGUUUCGGGUGAGACGUUUUCUUUUCAAGGUACACAUAUCUAUGGUUGAUAGUAGUAUGUCAGUGCAGACAUGAAUUAUUUAUCGUAUCAAUCAAAUAAAAGGAAAAACUGCA
This is a messenger RNA of Nerophis ophidion (straightnose pipefish), 1496 nucleotides long. It is a transcript of the gene ndufaf4, whose product is annotated as NADH:ubiquinone oxidoreductase complex assembly factor 4. NCBI's taxonomy places the organism in Eukaryota, Metazoa, Chordata, Actinopteri, Syngnathiformes, Syngnathidae. The transcript has 3 exons. Gene Ontology annotation, cellular component: mitochondrion. Gene Ontology annotation, biological process: mitochondrial respiratory chain complex I assembly. The coding region runs from base 53 to 574 and encodes 173 amino acids. The record is from RefSeq and is a predicted model, not a curated record.